CCUCGGGCUCGUACCACCAGUGCUACCAUUACGCGCGCUGCCACAAUCCGUGUUCAUGCGUGCCAUCCUAUCUUCUGACACAACAGGGCAGAGACACAGACACGGGGGAGUACCAGCGCCUUGUGGAGCUUUUCUGCUUUAUAUUCGUUUUUUGGCGACUGCAGUGAACUGGGACCAGUGCUGUUAUUUUCUCCAACAGGUGGAGAAGGAACCUUAAAGCUCACUGCACUCACCUUGAGUUUUGACAAGAGUGUGUGAUCUGAUCUCUCAAUGGCACUAACAGUGAACCUGAUUGGUCCUUCACCAUGGGGCUUCAGAAUAUAUGGAGGAAGAGAUUUCAAGAAGGCCAUAACUAUAUCAAAGGUCAAUGAGGGUGGGAAGGCAGAGCAGGCAGACCUGCAACCCGGUGACAUUAUUUUGGAGAUCAAUGGGGAAAACACGGCUGACAUGCUGAAUGCAGAGGCCCAGAACAAGAUCAAGAACUCCAAGACCAAUCUGCAGCUGGUGGUGGAGAGACCUGAAACUUCUGGCACUGGACAAACCAAUGGCACUCUUGAACAGCUCACUGGACGGUUCCAGGAAGUGGUAAAAGUGAAUCGAGAUGAGAACCAAAACUAUAGAGAGUACACCAUCUCCAGCCCGGUGUCACGAUCUCCAGGACCCUACUCACCAGAUCCUCCUGCCAGCCCUGAUGGAAGGAUGGAGAGGGUGACGCCAACCAUCAAUAAGAGUUUUCAGCUGUGUUCAUGGUCACCAGAGGAGAAGAGUAAGAGGCUGUCAAGACCACUGUCACAGGACUUCUCCCCAUCAGACUACAGAAAUAACUCUGUGUCCAACAGAACUCCAACACCAACAGGACGCUACUCACCCCAGAGUCCCAUUGAUCGUGAUGUACCAAUGUCCCCUCGACGCAGCAGUCCCAGUUCUGACUUUGCGAUGCAGAGGUUCGACACAGACUCGGAGGUAUACAAGAUGAUCCAGGAGAACAGGGAGUCCCGCAAUCCACCUCGUCAGUCCAACACCUUUAAAAUGCUGCAAGAGGUCCUGGAGGCUGACGAAAAAGAGGCAGCUCUGAGGUUUCCUGGAAAUCUUUCGCCAAAUGCCCCCAAAGCAACCACAUCAGCGGGAGGAGUCAGCAAAUACCACACCUGUGAGAGGUGUGAUACCAAAAUUGUCACACAGGCCGUGCGCAUCAACGACGACCGAUUCCGCCACCCAGAGUGCUACACGUGCACAGAUUGCGGUCUUAACCUGAGUAUGCGAGGUCACUUUUGGGUUGGAGAUGUGAUGUACUGUGAGAAGCACGCCAAAGAGAGGUACCAGGGGCCAGCCAGUUCCCCUCAAACCACCGUGUCCCCACACCACUGAGUCUGCCACUUCACACCUGCCUCGCUCUGGACAUAGAGGGCUGCCUGUCUGGCUCCAGUUCCACCUCAUCUGACUGAGUUUUAGACCUUGGGAAGAUGCACCGAGGUGGACACGAAUUAACAAUAUGGUCGAGGAUGCUCUUUUCUGAUCACAUUUAAGCAUACUUUGCAAUAAUAUGAUACACUUUCUUGCCUUCCUUGUAAAUGUAUGCAAAUUGGGGCUUUCUUUUUCUUUUUUAAAUUACCCAGCCUCCAUGCUGUCUUUAGGCCUUAUGAUUCACAGCUGCCAUGGACUCAAGCCACAUCACAUUAUUCUAAGGCCAGAUUUACAUAACACCAAUGCUUUAGACAGUCCCAACAGGGCUGACGCUAAGGAUCAGGAUCCUCAUUUAAAUUUCCUGCUGACACAAAGGGACCAAAAUCUAACCUACACUGCAUGCCUUUUUAAAAUUGUACUGUACACAAACAGUGCUGUGUGGGUGUGUAUGCGUGCAUGCUUUCUCAUAGGGGUGUGGCAGCUUCUGCAGGCCUUCCCUUCAUUUAUGGGUGUGUAUCUGUGUGUGAGAGGCAGAGAGAAAGAAGGGAAAGGGGGUUCACACUGUUACAAACACAGGAGUUUGCAAAUUUAGAAUCAGGCCAAAAGACCCUGAGUGUUUUUCUGUAUUUGUUUUGUAAUCUGAAUUUAUAAAUAAUGGGGGGGGGGGUUGUGUUUUUUUUUUUUUUUUUUUUUUUUUGGCUGUUUUGUUACUUUUGAGGGACUAGAGUUUCAUUUAAUAUACAAAUAUUUUUGUGAUUGAAAUGUAUUCUAUAAUAUAGAUCACUUAAAUUGCAUAAUGUAUGCACAGGACAUAUAGUGUGAAAAGAAUUGAUAAUGCUACACUUGCAGCAGUACUCAGAGAUACACUAUGAUGUUGACAUUUCAUGUGGCACUUAAUAAAAUCGCACAACCUGAAGCUUCCUCAGCGAUAAUGACUGUUUUGCAGUUGUGUGUACUAAAUGUAUAUGUGCAAAUGUUUUUCUACUUUAUUAUGGGUUCUUGAAUGUAACCAUAUCAGCCAACUUCAAACAUGUACGCUUCCCAUAUUAACACCUGAAAGAGUGUCACCAGAAGUAACACACUGUUGUCAAACUGGAGCUGCUGUUAGCAUAUAUUUUUGUAUAAUACAA
This is a messenger RNA of Archocentrus centrarchus (flier cichlid), 2534 nucleotides long. RefSeq names its product PDZ and LIM domain 2 (mystique) (gene pdlim2). Gene Ontology annotation, biological process: heart development; actin cytoskeleton organization; muscle structure development. NCBI's taxonomy places the organism in Eukaryota, Metazoa, Chordata, Actinopteri, Cichliformes, Cichlidae. Gene Ontology annotation, cellular component: adherens junction; stress fiber; Z disc. The transcript is spliced from 10 exons. The record is from RefSeq and is a predicted model, not a curated record. The coding region runs from base 271 to 1368 and encodes 365 amino acids. Gene Ontology annotation, molecular function: muscle alpha-actinin binding; actin binding.